AUGGCGUCUGUCGCAUUCUGCCGCUCGACAAGGGCUGGCAUUCCUCAAUGGGGUUCCCAGGUUUUCCGGCCUGUCCUCCUCACCCGCCGAAACCUCUCAUCCUACCUCGUCUCCCCGAAAGAGCUUCACGAAGCCCUCAAGAAGAACCCUCCGUCGCCGAUCAGCCCCGAUCCUCGAGUCAUCCCUCUCUGCGCAUCAUGGUUUCUUCCCAACGAUGACCGAUCCGGUAUCCAAACAUUCCGCGAACAGAGAAUUCCCAAAGCUCGCUUCUUCGACCUCGACAAGGUCAUUGACAAGCGCAACCCAUAUCCUCACAUGCUUCCUAACGCCAAAGGUUUCGCUGCCGCCAUGAGCGAACUUGGUAUCCGAAAAGAAGACACAGUGGUUGUAUACGACACUAAGGAGCUUGGUAUUUUCAGUGCUCCUCGUGUGGGUUGGACAUUGCAGGUUUUUGGUCACAAGAAGGUUCACGUGUUAAACAACUUCAAGCUGUGGGUGGAAGAAGGCCUACCCACCGAGACAGGAGAACUUUACACCGUUGAGUGUGGCCCAUAUCAGAUCCCCCAGAUGGAGGAGAACCGUGUUGCAAGUUUUGAAGACGUCAAGGAAGUUGUACAUGAUCACAACAAGGAGGGCGCUGAGGGUGUGCAGAUUAUUGAUGCUCGAUCUCAAGGGCGUUUCACUGGCGAAGAUCCUGAGCCCCGUGAAGGCCUCUCCUCAGGACACAUGCCUGGAUCUAUCAACAUCCCCAUCAGUGCCGUUCUUGACCCUCAGACCAAGGCUUUCCUCCCUAAGGAUCAACUGAAAAAGGUGUUUGCGGAGAAGGGCAUUGACUCCGCGCGCCCCAUUAUCUCAAGUUGCGGUACUGGUGUGACUGCCUGUGUCAUCGACGCUGCUCUUGAGGAGGCCGGUGUUGGAUCUCCCGAGACAAGGAAGGUCUACGACGGUAGCUGGACCGAGUGGGCUCAGCGAGUGAAGCCUUCAGAGAACUUGAUUAUCAAGACAACGAAGGAGUAA
Molecule: messenger RNA, 1017 nt
Organism: Fusarium sp. VM40
Lineage: Eukaryota; Fungi; Ascomycota; Sordariomycetes; Hypocreales; Nectriaceae
Source: the annotation of a GenBank genome assembly